Molecule: messenger RNA, 2603 nt
Organism: Lactuca saligna
Lineage: Eukaryota; Viridiplantae; Streptophyta; Magnoliopsida; Asterales; Asteraceae
Source: the annotation of a GenBank genome assembly
CGAGACCAUCUUACAAUUAGCCGAAGAAAACUUGAGCCUUUUAGAGGCCAGCUCUUCGCAAAGCACUCGGCUCCUCCUCGACGGCGUGACGCCAGUCAAACAGAUACACCGACACCGCACGCAACCGCAUCGCCACCUCUUGACUACACGAUCCGGUCGAUGCUUGAUUCUACAAGCAUUGCGACGCAUAUUCUCUUAAUAAUUAAUAUCACUGCGAAAAAACACCGGUGAUUCGCAAUUCUGCGGCCCCAAAUCCAAACGCGACUCUACAGCCACCACAGCUACCACCACAGUAAGUGAAUAUAAAGGAAGAAGCUAUAACAAAAUGAAAGCCCUAACAGAAGAAGCGGAAAAGACUGGAAUCGAAUCGGGGAAGACGGAUUUAGCACCCGUAGGGAAAAAUACGACGAAGAAGAAAGUGAAGAUUGUAAAGAAGAUCGUGAAGAAAAAGAUUAUUAGAAAGGUACCAAAGCGUGUGCUAGUUGCAUCAUCCCAUUGUAAUGACAAAGAAAAAGUUGCGAGUCCUAACCCUAAUGAUAAUUCUCCAAUGGAAGCUGAAGCAUUUGUACCGGUGGAAAUUGAAAAUCCUACUCUUGUUGUUAACGACUUAACAGAAAUUGAGGAUAUGAAGGAGUUUGAGGUUAGUAAUAAGGAUAAGGACGUUCGUUUGGUUGAAAACAAUGAUUGUUGCAGGGAUGAAAGCCAAACGAGUGAUUUGGUAUCUGCAUCCCUUUUGGGUGAUCAGAACCAAAUUGAAUUGCACGAUAGUGAGCAUACCAUCAACAACAUGGAUGCAGAAGAACAUGUAGGUGAGGAGGGUGUGAAGGAGCAGGAUGAGAAGGUUUUCGAAAUGGAUGUUGGUGUAAGUGAAGACACAAAGGUAGAGGAAAAUGUGAAGGCGCACACAGAGAGGAGUGAAUGUGGUGAUGCUAAUGCUAACCUUGCAGGUGGUUUAAAUAAUGGUGUCAAGGGAGAAGAGGACAUGGAUAAGCAGGUUGACAAUAGAGAACAUAUUGAUUUGAAACUGAGUGAUGCGGUUGAGCCUGAGGAGGGAUUGAAGGAGGUAGCGAAUAAUGAAGCUGAUGGUUUAAAAUCACAAGGUUCAAGUGAGAAACAAGUAAUGAGUGGAGAAAUGGUAGCAUCCAGGUCGAAUAUGAAGCACAGGACAAAGGUUUUUAUCCAUGGUUUUGACAAGGAGACAAAGGAGGAAGAUAUUAGAAAAGUUUUUGAGGAGGUUGGUGAGGUUGUUGAAGUGAGGUUAAUAACAAAUUUUAGAUCAGGGAAAAGCAGGGGUUGUGGCUUUAUCAAGUAUGCUUCAGCAGACCUUGCCAAAUUGGCUCUGAACAAAUACAACAAUGUUGAGAUUCGUGGAAGACUAUGUCACACAGCUGCUGUUGAUGGGAGUGACACUAUCUUACUCAACAACAUCAACAAAACCUGGAACAAUGAACAUGUUCUGACAUUAUUACAAAAAAUUGGCAUCAAGAACAUCGAUGAAGUCUCAGUUGAAGUGAGGGGCCAUUUUGGAAAAUUUGGUGAAAUUGAAAGCAUUGCACUUGCGAAAAAUCUUCGGUCAGCUACCAGAAACGACUUUGUGUUUAUUAAUUACAAGAAAUGUGAAGGUGCUCUUUCGUGUAUCGAGGCGUUGACUUGCAAAAAGUCAACCAGUGAUGAUGGGUUAAAGGUUUCUCUUUCAAAGUCAAUGACAAAAGUCAAACCAAUGAAGACCAUCUCAGGAUCAGGGUCAACUGUUACCGAGGUGAAGCAAAAAACUUACCUCAGGCCACACAAGAAACCUCAAAACAUGAAAAUUCCAAGCAUUAGUAGACAUGAUGAGGAUGGUAGAAAAAAGGGAGAAUCUUCUUCAACUACUGAUGAACUUGUAAAGCUUUUGAGGGAGCAAGCAUCUUGGAAGCAUGGUGGACCAAGUUUGACUUUGACCCCAGGCAUAAACACUGGUCAUCAUCAUCAACAUCAUAAUUAUAAUCAUAAUCAACAUCAACCGUCAUUUGGAUUUGGAGGAAAGCAACCGUUUACACAACAAGUGGGAAGCAAAUCGUUAUAUCAUGAUCCCCAAUCAAUACCAUAUUCAUAUCACCAAACUCAUCUUCAAAUCCCUAAUGCUGCUGCUGCUACUACACAUCCCAGAUUUACAAGCAGACCAACAACAGAUGGUGUUGCCAUGCCCAUGACAUCGUUCCCUCGUAUUGAUCCACAACAUGCUCGUUACACAUCUGGAUCAUUUAAUGGGAACCCUGUUCCUACGUACUUCCAGACAAGAGACCAAACUACAUAUCAUGGAAGUAGUAGUGGCAGCAGCAUAUAUCGGCAAAUGCAUUAGUUGACUUGGUGGCUGCUAAGGUGUCUGCAGAAUCCCCAUUAGUUUUUUGGUGUUGGAAAUUAUAUUUAAGCCCUUUGUAAAUUCACCCCAACUGUAAAAAAAGUGUUUAUGAUGUUAUACUUAUAAAUCUGAUAAGUGGUUGUCAAGGUCUUGAAUCAUGGAAAUAAUUCAAUCUUUUUUUUUUUCAUAGUUAUUGUUGAUCUUAAAUUAAUUAAUUUUUAUAAACUAAUAUGUGUGAUAUUAGAUAAAUUUUAUCAAUUUU